Molecule: messenger RNA, 1021 nt
Organism: Rubroshorea leprosula
Lineage: Eukaryota; Viridiplantae; Streptophyta; Magnoliopsida; Malvales; Dipterocarpaceae
Source: the annotation of a GenBank genome assembly
CUUGGGUUUUGGGUGAGUUAACAGCUUUCUUUUCUGGAUUUUUAGCUAAAUGGUCCUGCAUGUCUAGCUUGCCAAAUGAUGUCAAACCCUGAGGCCCAGAAGGAUAAUUCUGCUUUGACACCAGCAGCCAGCAAUGGGAUGGAGAAAUCUCUUGAGAUUCUGGGCAAGGCUAUGGAACAGUAUGCAAUUGCUAUAGAUAAGCCUCGGCAGCAACAGGAAGCUGAAGCAAAGCGCCGAACCUUUUUUCAGUCCAUGAAACUAAACCCACCUACUUUCAAGGGCAGUCUUGACCCACUGGAAGCCGAGAAUUGGAUUCAAGAUAUGAAACAGAUAUUCGACGUCCUUAAAUCUACCGAUGAGCAGAAAGUCACAUAUGCUACCUUUCUGCUGAGGGGAGAAGCUCGUAACUGGUGGGAGUUCACCAAAACAGGUUUCAGCGAGCCUGUGACUUGGUCUAUGUUUAAAGAUGCCUUCUUGACACGCUACUUUCUAGAAGUUUAUAGGAAUCAGAAGGAAGAGGAAUUCCUGAACUCGGAGCAAGGAAACAUUACUGUGACUGAGUAUGAUCACAAGUUCAUUGGGCUUUGUCGAUUCACUCCUUAUGUUGUAUCCGAUGAAGAUGCGAUGGUCAGGUUUUUCAGGAGAGGCUUAAAAGUUAAAACCCAGUAUUAGGGUAACUCUGCGGUUUUAACGUGACUGAAAACCGAGAUUUGGUUAACAAGGCUCUCCUUGUGGAAAGCUGCGGUGAAGAGAUUCAACAAGCUGGAGAGCAGAAGUGACGUAGGCACAAUGGACCUGAAAGGAUUAUCAACUAAAGUCAGAGCUUAGAAUGAUGGAAAAAACUCCGAGAAUGCUUUAAGACCAGGAUCUAUAUGCUGUUUUGCCUUUUGGACUCAAUUGCUAGUACUUUAAAUUGAGUCUUCCUGUAUAAAUCUAGGUGUCAGCAAUGUAGUUUGUUUUUGUUGGCUUGGAGUUUGCUAAUGCUUUUGGCUGUCCAAUGUAAUUAAGGUAUUAAGCUGUA